This is a messenger RNA of Onthophagus taurus, 778 nucleotides long. It is a transcript of the gene zetaCOP, whose product is annotated as COPI coat complex subunit zeta. Gene Ontology annotation, cellular component: COPI vesicle coat. Gene Ontology annotation, biological process: retrograde vesicle-mediated transport, Golgi to endoplasmic reticulum; intracellular protein transport; intra-Golgi vesicle-mediated transport. The record is from RefSeq and is a predicted model, not a curated record. Lineage: Eukaryota; Metazoa; Arthropoda; Insecta; Coleoptera; Scarabaeidae.
UGUUUUGACGUUUCAAUUUUGAGGUUAAUUAAUCUCGGCCACGUAUUUAAAAAGGUUUUAAUUAUUAAUAAAUAAAAACUCACCCUUAUAAAUAAAAAAUGGAUGGGCAUUUAUUAGAACCGACUUUGUAUACUGUAAAAGGUAUUGCAAUCCUCGAUAAUGAUGGGAACCGGAUUUUAGCGAAAUACUACGAUAAAAACGUUUUUCCAACAGCAAAAGAGCAACGGGCGUUCGAGAAGAACCUCUUUAACAAAACCCAUAGGGCUAAUGCUGAAAUAAUAAUGUUGGAUGGGUUAACAUGUGUGUAUCGAAGCAAUGUCGAUUUAUUCUUUUAUGUUAUGGGUAGUUCCCAUGAAAAUGAGUUAAUACUUAUGAGUGUUUUAAAUUGUUUAUAUGAUUCUGUGAGUCAAAUUUUACGAAAAAAUGUUGAGAAACGUGCUGUGUUGGAAUCAUUAGAUAUUGUUAUGCUUGCUAUGGAUGAAAUUUGCGAUGGAGGAAUAAUAAUCGACGCAGAUGCGAGCUCAGUUGUAUCAAGAGUUGCUUUGCGUACAGAUGACAUUCCAUUAGGAGAGCAAACGGUGGCUCAGGUGCUACAAUCUGCUAAAGAACAAUUGAAGUGGUCGCUUUUAAAGUAAGGUUAAAUAAUUUUUUUUUUUCUAUGAGUUUGUAUUUGUUUAUAUUUUAAUGAGGUUCAAAAUGAACAUUGAAUACAGCGCUUAUAAGUUAAUAUUAAAUAAAUAUAAGUUAAAAAAUACAAAAAUAAAUUUAUAGAAUAAUG